Molecule: messenger RNA, 3787 nt
Organism: Labrus mixtus (cuckoo wrasse)
Lineage: Eukaryota; Metazoa; Chordata; Actinopteri; Labriformes; Labridae
Product: leucine-rich repeat neuronal protein 3-like
Exons: 2
Coding region: 1188-3293 (701 amino acids)
Molecular function (GO): protein binding
Source: RefSeq, a predicted model, not a curated record
UUCCUCUCAUCUACCUCGUACAGUAUAGCUCUCUUAUUCAUCUUCUUUUAAAUCCUAACACCACCCUCAACCCAAACCACCACCAUCCCCUCCUCUCCGUUGCCGUGGGGAUACAGGGGGACCAUGGCUGAUUGACAGCUUGCUUAGCCAAUUGGACUCACCCACAGCUGCAGAGCUGAGCACUCAUUGGCCGCUCUCUGGGGAACUGGAACAUAUCAAAGUGUGUGUGUGCAUUCGUACUGAGUGUUGUGUGUGUGUGGUUUUGUGUGUGUGGUUUUGUGUGUGUGUGUGUGUGUGUGUGUGUGUGUGUGUAAUAGAGUGAUGGAUGAUCUCCUCUCUAACAGCAGAGGAGAGAGAGAGGCAGGAUGGAGGAACGACAAACACAACCUGUCAUUCAUUCUCUGUAUCUCUCUCUCCUCUCUCCUUUUAAUUCCACAUCUCUCUCCCUUGCUCGCUCUCUCUCUCUCCCUCUCUCUCUCUGUCUCUCACCCCCCCCUCCUCUCCCUCUCUCUCCACAUCGCUCUGUAGCUUCUGAGCUGAAAACAGAGAAGACGUUGGUUCUUGGAGAUACUCGAGGAAAAAACUGGAAAAUAGCUGCUGCUGCCGCUUCUGCUGGAUGUUAACAUGUAUCGCUGUGUGCUUUAAUUAAAACACACACACGAACAGAGGGAAACACACACACACACACACACACACACACACACACACACACACACACACACACACACACACACACGCUCAGGGCUUCUGCAGUCAUGCCAGGAAUACCUGCUGAAUAUCUGCUGCUGCAUGGGACGUGAUGGAUGCUGCUUCUACUGAUGGAAACUGACACCGCUGACAGCGACGGAGGAUAAUAAUGAUGGAAGGUGGAGUGAUUUGUCGCCAGCCGGAGUCGCAGCAUUCCUCAACCGCCCCUCUGCUGCGCAUCACCGCUCCCUGAAGGAUACAUCGACCUUGACAUAUCGCAGCGUGUGUGCGUGACAACCUGGCACACGUCGAACUGAAAGGUUGCCCUGUCUGUGCCAAGAGCUGAGAGACAACACGGCCAAAGCUUCAGGGACCAGGAGUCAGCAGAAAUCCACUCUGUCUUACCACAGUAACAAAUGAGCUUUUAUUUGUGAAGUUAACAGCGCUAACAGCUGACUCCGCGAGGGCCAAUUACCGGUUGAAGGGAAUACGAGGCCAAGAUGAAGGAGACAGCAGUUGUGGCUUGUUUGCUGGCUGAGCUGUCUCUGGUGGCUUUUGUUCUGGCCUCUGAGGGAGGCGCUCACUGCCCGGCAUUGUGUCGGUGUGAGAUACGACCUUGGUUCUCACCCAGCUCUGUGUACGCCGAGGCUGCCACUGUGGACUGUAAUGACUUGGGGCUCUCAGGGCUCCUAGAGAGACUCCCCUCAGACACUCAGGUGCUGCUGCUGCAGACAAACAACAUCAUGAAAGUGGAGAAAACUUUGGAUUACUUGGACAACAUCACAGAGAUUGACUUGUCCCAGAAUAACAUCUCCUCUGUGGGCGAUGUUUGUCUGGGGCCGCUCCCCCAGCUGCUGUCACUCCACAUGGAGGAGAACUGGAUUCAGGAGCUUUCUGACAGCUGCCUUGCUUUCCUGCCCAACCUCCAGGAGUUCUACAUCAACCACAACCAAAUUUACUCCAUCCGCCCCAAAGCUUUCCAGGGUCUGAGCCAGCUGAUAAGGCUUCAUCUCAACUCCAAUCGACUGACAAGCAUCGACAGCCAGUGGUUCCAGCAACUCCCCAACCUGGAGAUACUGAUGCUUGGAGAAAACCCCAUUCUGGAGCUGUCGGACAUGAACUUCAAACCUCUGGAUAACCUGCAAAGCCUUGUGCUCGCCAAGAUGAACUUGACUGAAAUUCCUGAUAAUGCUCUGGAAGGCCUUGAGAAUUUGGAGAGCAUCUCAUUCUUUGACAACCUGCUCAAUCGAGUCCCAAGAGCAGCCUUAUCAAGAGUGCAGAAUCUAAAGUUUCUGGAUUUAAAUAAGAACCCCAUUGAGAGGAUCCAGAGAGGUGACUUCAUGGACAUGAUGCACCUGAAGGAGCUCGGCAUCAACAGCAUGCCUGAGCUCAUAUCUAUUGACAGUUUUGCCCUGAACAACUUGCCGGAGCUGACAAAAAUCGAGGCCACCAACAAUCCCAGGCUGUCCUACAUCCACCCCAGAGCCUUCCACAAGCUGCCCAGACUGGAGACUCUGAUGCUGAACAGCAACGCUCUGAGCGCCAUCCACCACAGCACCGUGGAGUCCCUGACCAACCUGCGAGAGGUCAGCCUGCACAGCAACCCAAUCCGCUGCGACUGCGUUAUCCGCUGGGUCAACAUGAACAGGACGACUGUGCGCUUCAUGGAGCCCGACUCGUUGUUCUGUGUGGAGCCUCCGGAGUAUCAAGGCCAGCACGUUCGAGAGGUGCACUUCAGAGAGAUGACGGAGAUCUGCCUUCCUCUCAUCUCACCCGCGAGUCUCCCAGAUCGAGUCGGAGUGGUCAAAGGGAGCUCUGUGUCGAUGCACUGUCGGGCGUUUGGAGAACCAGAGCCGGAGAUCUACUGGGUGACGCCAUCAGGUGACAGGGUCUUACCUGGGAGUGUUUCUGAUAAGUACUACAUGCAUCCUGAGGGAACCUUUGAUAUAUAUGACGCCACCGAGCAGGAAGCUGGAUCAUACACCUGCAUCGCUCACAAUCUUGUCGGUGCAGAUCUGAGGUCUGUGAUGGUUACGGUGGACGGACACAUUUCACAGCCCUCUAAUCGACCUUUACAUGUUUAUAUCACAUCAGUCCAAUCUCACUCUGUCAUGGUUUCCUGGGAGAGUACAGGUGGUUUGGUAUCGCAGCUCAAAUGGUCGAUUUUAGCUGACAGAAGUCACCUUUUGAUGCCAUUCAAAGCCAGGCUUCCUGCUGAUGUCAAAGAGUACCGCAUCAAACAGCUGAAGCCUUCCACCAGAUACAAGAUUUGUGUUGAGGUCACUGCAGGACGGCCCGGGAACAGCCGGGACUGUGUCAACGUGACCACAAAGGACGCAAUGGUCCCGAGGGAGAAACUCCAGAACUGGGACAGUUUGGUGAUGGCUUCCUGUGCCGUGAUUUUUAUCGUUGUUGCCGUGUCCUGCUCUGUCAUCUACACAUCUCUGUAUAGCCAGGUGUUUUACAGGAAACUGAUAGCGGACCAGGGGGAAAUACUGCUGAUUCCAGACACUCAAACGUCCUCUUCUUCUUCUUAUCUGGAAUUUGGUGCACCUGGGGUGAAAGUGAGGGCGACUGUGAUAGACUUACAGGGAGGCUCAAUGUGAGGAACGUUCUGUUUGGGAAAGCGCUUUGGGAUUAAACAAAUGACGGACGCUGGACGAUGUAAUUUAUGUGCCCGCUUUUCACAACUUUCAACGGGACAGUCUGCACUUGAACUCAGCUGAGGACAGCUCGUAUACAUUUACUCAACCAGCUAAACGCAGAGACUGUUUUGUAUUCCAAACUUGUGUCAUUAUAACAAGCUUAACCAGGAAGAUAUCUGGACUAUAAUCUACGUGGCGACCCGUCAUUCAUGCAGUGCGACCAGAGUAAAGCACAGCACAGGAACGCUUCUGUCUGAAAUACUCUGUUGAGACGGCUUUCUUGUCUGCAAAAAGCGUUUUCUUUGCUGUGUUACAUUCAACGGUGCCGAGCGAAGAUAGUUUAUAACAGAAAAAAAAAACGUGUUAGUCUAGUGUAAAAUACUCCGACUAUAAUGUAAACAAUUUUAUGAACAAAUACAUUUUUCAUUAAACCUGUGUGGUGUCUUAUAACUCUA